Molecule: messenger RNA, 540 nt
Organism: Cornus florida
Lineage: Eukaryota; Viridiplantae; Streptophyta; Magnoliopsida; Cornales; Cornaceae
Exons: 2
Coding region: 1-540 (179 amino acids)
Source: RefSeq, a predicted model, not a curated record
AUGGUUACAAGGCUUCGUGAUGGCAUUCUGAAAGAAAAGAAUAUUCACAGCAUGGUUACCACUAAACACCCAUUACCACAGGCCUUUGCGUCUCUUCUCCACACUACAGACAUUGAGCUAACAUGUUAUACUAAUGCAGCUCACUCUCCUGAGUGGUGUCAGGCAAUGACUGAUGAAUUUAAUGCUCUUUUAAAGAAAGGUACAUGGUCUUUGGUUCCACUUUCUUCUUCUCACACUCCUGUUGGUUGUAAAUGGGUUUUUAAAAUUAAACGUCACUCUGAUGGUCGCAUUGAACAUUAUAAAGCUCACUUGGUUGCUAAAGAAUUUCAUCAACAACUUGGUCUCGAUUAUGAUGAGACGUUGAGCCCAGUGGUUAAGCCUACGACAAUUCGUACAGUUGUGAUACCUCUCGGAUCCGAGAUACGGGUUGGUGGCUGGGUGGUGGUUAGUUGGCAUGCAGGGGUGGUUGCAUGCUUGGGUUGGCCUGGAUGGAGAGAUGCCGAGAGGUUGAGAGAGGUUGAGUGCUCGGGUGGUGAGUGA